UUGAUGUAACACUAGCGUAUGAGUACAUGUAUAUAUCAGUGGUCGUUUUGCAAGGGUUUUAAACCGAACAUGUAUUUGUGAUCUGUGCUGUCAUGCGUCAUGUUUACUCCGUAAACGCGGCGCUCUAGGUAUGCGUUAUUAAAAAUCACUUUGAACGUUUGCGAUUUGUUAUUAAUCUUGAAAAAUGAAUGUUGUACCCGGAACAGCGUCGCUCCUCGAGGAACUUGACAAAAAACUCAUGGUCUUGCUGAGGGAUGGUCGAACACUCAUUGGAUAUCUCAGAAGCGUCGAUCAAUUCGCUAACUUGGUUCUUCACCGAACUAUCGAGAGGAUUCAUGUUGGCAGAGAAUAUGGAGAUAUUCCCAGAGGCGUUUUUAUCGUCAGAGGCGAGAACGUCGUUCUUUUGGGUGAAAUAGACAAAGAAAAGGAGAAGGAUCUCGCCUUAUCUGAGGUAUCGGUAGAUGACAUAUUGGAUGCUCAACGACGAGAACAAGAGUUGAAACAGGACCAAGAAAGGCUGAUGAGCAAAGCAUUGAAGGAACGAGGACUCUCCUAUAUUCCAGACCUAGGGCAUGACGACAUGUUCUGACACAGAGUCAUUCUUAAUGAAAAGUGUAUUUUCAUUCUUUAAUUCAUCGUUCAAAUUAGACCAUGUGAGCAGAAUUAAGUGGUAAAUGCGGAGUGGAGUUGUGAAAAUGAAAAACUAGCAAAUCAAGGCUAUUAGUGUUUUACUUCAGGCAAGUGCUACAUUAUAAAAUAUAAAAUUAUUGAUACAGAUUUGACAGGAUGUAGCGUCUUGUACGUUUUUGGUCACAUUAAUCAAUUUGUCACCGAUUCGUCGUUGAUACCGAUGUCAUUCUCUUUUGAGCCAUAUAUGCCCUAUUUGGGUACUACUUUAUAGAUAGGUCAGUAUAUCAAAGAACGUGCCACUUCGAACUCUGUCACAUAAAUUUUAUUAUAUAACGCAAGCAAAGCCCUGUGUUGUAUGCAUAUCACGUAGCAACAAAUUUGCUAAUCACACAAUAAAACACCAAAUAACGUGUGUUCAACGACGUUUCUCUACCAAAUAUUCAAGAGUUACGUAAAAAUGUUAAAAACUGCUUAAUGACAUAAAUUAAUACAAUAUACAAUGGUGAAAGAGAUAACAGUUCAAUAAGAA
Messenger RNA from Athalia rosae (coleseed sawfly), 1159 nucleotides. RefSeq names its product U6 snRNA-associated Sm-like protein LSm1 (gene LSm1). Lineage: Eukaryota; Metazoa; Arthropoda; Insecta; Hymenoptera; Athaliidae. Gene Ontology annotation, cellular component: P-body; Lsm1-7-Pat1 complex. Gene Ontology annotation, biological process: deadenylation-dependent decapping of nuclear-transcribed mRNA. Gene Ontology annotation, molecular function: RNA cap binding. Bases 185 to 589 code for a protein of 134 amino acids. The transcript has 3 exons. The record is from RefSeq and is a predicted model, not a curated record.